UCGACUCCGUACAACCAAGUGAAGCUCUCACACACAAAUCUGUGUGUGUUUGUCCUGCUCAAUCAGCUGCUGACGUGACCACAGAUUUGUGUAUUAUUCGCACUCCAGUGUGGGGAUGCACUAACACAGUGUGUCCACAUGGCUCGUGCAGACGGUGCCACAUUGACAACAACUGGGAUCGUCAUCAGCAAACUCCCUCACAUCCACUGAUCUUUGCACAGACACACACAGUUGUGCAAUGCAACAGUGCAACAGUGUUAUAGUGUAACAGUGUAACAGUGUAACAAUGUAACAAUGUAACAGUGUAACGAUGAAACGGUGAAACGGUGAAAACGUGUCUUACCGUGUAGUGGAUCUGCAGCGUGUCUCCCAUUGUGGAAAGUACAGAGCAAGUUUCUGGUCCCUCCUUUGGAUCACAAGAAAGGUGAGACCGUUAGAAAGCGGUACAUUGAUUUAGCAGUGUGUGCUUCUGUUUUACAGCUGCAGUGUGUUUUCGUGUGUUUGUAAGUGUGUGUGUGUGUGCGUGUGUUUGUGUCACUCACCAGGAUCUCCACCUGAAGCUCCUCGGCUGUGUUGUCUUCUCCACAGGUGAAAGCUGUGAGCAGCAGCAGCAGCAGCAACACGUUGCUCUUCAUCGUGAACUUCUGCAAAAGAGAAGAAGCCAUAAGCAACAACUUCCGUGUCUUCUUCUUCUUCUUCUUCUGUCAGAGAGAGAGAGAAGCCGAGAGUCACAGUCAACCCGCGAGCCCUCAGUCAGUCCAAAAUGGCUCAGCGGCAGCCUAAUGCUGAUGUGUUAUAAUAGAAGCGAUAAGGAUUGGAGGUCUGUGGACGUUGUCCCACCACCUGGGUCUCUCUCCCUCUCUCUCUCUUUCUCUCUCUCUCACAGAGCCCGCCUCAAACAUUCCGCCAACAGCAUCCCAUUAGGCCAAGGGAAGCGGAAGCGGCGCUGUGUGCGUGUAGAAGCGCUGGGGGGCGCUGUUGGUGGUGUCCUGUGUGUGUUUCUGCAGCCUGUCCGAGCUGUCACAGUCUGCUGCACACGCCACGUCCCUGUUAUAAGCCCACAAUCCUGACUGUGGAUGAGGAGGAGGCGGCUUCCCUUUGGUGGAAACCUGCUUUAUUUAAAGGGGUAGUUCACCGUAAGAGGAAAAUGCACUCAGCAUCUAUUCACCACUGUACCGAUGGAGGGAUAGUAGUGAUACUGCUCCUGAAGUGUCAUCCAGGUGUCUGUAGGCUCCGAAAUUCCAAUUCGACUCGAAACAAGCCUUCCCUCGUAACUUAUCCCCCUUCGUCAACUGACGCUGGCAUUCAGCAUCACGACUGCAGCUGCUCUCUGAAGUUUAAAAUCCUCAUCUGAAUCAUGGGAAACAUUUUUGGGAAUUUGCUGAAGAGCCUCAUCGGUAAGAAGGAGAUGAGGAUCUUGAUGGUGGGGCUCGAUGCUGCAGGGAAAACAACAAUACUCUACAAGCUCAAGUUGGGUGAAAUCGUCACCACAAUCCCAACCAUCGGGUUUAAUGUGGAGACGGUGGAGUACAAGAACAUCAGCUUCACUGUGUGGGACGUUGGUGGGCAAGACAAGAUUCGCCCCCUCUGGAGACACUAUUUUCAAAACACACAGGGUCUAAUCUUUGUGGUGGACAGUAACGACAGAGAGCGCGUGAACGAGGCACGAGAGGAGCUGAUGAGGAUGCUCGCCGAGGACGAGCUCAGGGAUGCAGUGCUCCUCGUUUUUGCCAAUAAACAGGAUUUACCAAACGCCAUGAACGCUGCUGAGCUCACAGACAAGCUGGGCUUACACUCCCUGCGCCACCGUAACUGGUACAUCCAAGCCACCUGCGCCACCAGCGGGGACGGGCUCUAUGAGGGUCUUGAUUGGCUGGCCAAUCAACUCAAGAACAAGAAAUAAGAAGACAACUGGAAACAGCAGCUGGAAGCUGCACCCAUCCACCUUUAUAUUGAUUUUUUUUGAGAAUGGGGCUGUGGGUCAGGAACAAGGGUUUUGGUUGAUUUGUGCAAAGAAAGAUUCAGGGUCAUUUUCAGUCUGUUGAGGACUCCAAUAGUUUUCAGCUUUCAUUGCAAACAGAUUCUCACAUACUCAUAUUUCACCACUCACACACUCACACACACACUCACACGUGCACUCACCAGAACACUAACUGUAAACAUCACAGCCGACACUUCCUGUGUUCACCUCUUGUCCUUAGACGCAGUGUACUGUGUGUUCGUCUGUAGGUGCUGUACCGAGGCAUGUGUGCUACUCCACUGAGUCGACAAUGAAUCAAAUAGGACUUUUUUUGUUGCUGUCAGUCGUCCAUGCAAAGCACUUGUGUGUGUCGUUUGCACUUCCUGUGUGUUUUUUCCUUCUUUCCCUGUGGGAGCCAUGAGAACAAUCACAGCCAGCAGAUUCACGUCACCAUGAUUCAAACUGCGCCUACCUUUAAUUUGACGAGCAACUCUGAGGCACUUUGACGUUCAGAUAACGUGUGUCCAUAUGAAAUGUAUGUUUUCUUGCAAGCGGCUCAGACACACAACAACAGUCCUCUUACUGCCUCAUUUUUAAAGCCUUUUGAUAUCUGUGGCAUCUUUAUACAAUCCGCGCGUGAGAUCCUGAAGCGCUGAAGCCCCCCCUUUUUAAAUCUUUACAAAUGCACUGCACAGUCUCGACCGUCUGACCUGCAUGCACCGAGGUAGAUGUCGCUUGCAAUGCUGCGUACCUUUUUCUUCCUCUGAGCUGCAUGGAUGUUGACGCUGUUUGCUAUAUUUCCUCAAACUAGCCUGAUUGUGUUCUGGUGCUGUUUGCAAAAAAAACAACUCUGUCGCCACUUCCUGCUUAUUACUUUGUGCUUAAAACUGCGUAGUCAGCUUCAUGGUCUGUUAAUGGGGAAGCAGGGUAUCGGUUGACCUGCAGAUAAACACAAGACACACAAGACCAGCAUAGAUGCUGCUCGUCUGCCAUCUUGUUUUGGUCCAUGUGAGUCACUCAAACUGCUUCAGGUUGCUCUCGCUUCACGUGUUCUUGUCUCCGACCUGCAUAUCGAGGGAGCAGGUAAUGGUUGGUGAUUCCGUCGCUGAUAACUCUGUGUUACUGAAUGUGAAUAUUGUUGAAUCUAUAAAUGGCUGUACUGUAAUUUAUUUGACAUGGAUUUUCCUUUAUUUUAUGUGACGUGUCAGCAUAAUUAUACGACACCAAGCAGGGUAAACAGAUUUAUACGUGGGUGUUGUAGUUUUGGGAGAUUCAUCAGCACGUCCGCGACGUCGCCCCUGAUACCAGCAGAAUCCACCGAUUUCUGUCAAUAGAAAUGAUUUGUGUGUGCCAUACUGCUACUCACUCACCAGUGACAGUGCAACAUACUGUAUAUUCACUCCAACCUGUCAAUGCAUUGUUUACAUUCAACAUGUUUAGUCAUGAGUUUUAUCAUUUGGGUUUUGUGGCCUUAUAUUUCGUCAUGACUUCACAUGACUUUCCUUGAGCUAGUUUGAGUCACAUAUAUUUAUCUAUGGUAUAUAGAAUGAUUUGCAUAUUUAUUUCUCUAUGCCCUCAAGAGGCAGGUUUUUGCACCACGACGUGAGGUGAUGAGGCAAAGGUUUUUGUCCGACAGUAUCGUUUGUUCUGCGAGUAAACUUGAUUCAUAUUUGAUGGUAGGUUUCUUUGGUUUGUUUUUUGGGGUGUAAAGAAACUUUGAUGUAGACAGUCUCUGUGAAAUAAUGAUGAUCAGUGCGAACAUAGAAAUAAAAAAAGGCAAAAAAAGUCCAA
Messenger RNA from Pleuronectes platessa (European plaice), 3751 nucleotides. Its product is annotated as ADP-ribosylation factor 3. Gene Ontology annotation, biological process: vesicle-mediated transport; intracellular protein transport. Gene Ontology annotation, molecular function: GTPase activity; GTP binding. The coding region runs from base 1358 to 1903 and encodes 181 amino acids. Gene Ontology annotation, cellular component: cytoplasm; plasma membrane. The transcript is spliced from 5 exons. The record is from RefSeq and is a predicted model, not a curated record. NCBI's taxonomy places the organism in Eukaryota, Metazoa, Chordata, Actinopteri, Pleuronectiformes, Pleuronectidae.